Acanthochromis polyacanthus (spiny chromis) is the source of this 3738-nucleotide messenger RNA. RefSeq lists its product as uncharacterized. Lineage: Eukaryota; Metazoa; Chordata; Actinopteri; Pomacentridae. The transcript is spliced from 7 exons. The record is from RefSeq and is a predicted model, not a curated record. The coding region runs from base 297 to 2816 and encodes 839 amino acids.
UCUGGUUCGGUCCGUUAGUUAGCCGCUGUCCGGUUUGGCUUCGGUUCUGUCUCCGCGCUCACCGGGUCCGGUAUCUGCCCGCUCGCUGCUGAAUGCUACCGAUGCUCCGGUUAGCCGCUAGCUGCUGCUGUCAGGCUAACGGUAAAUAAGCUUCCAUUAUCGGACACGCCCUCGUCUGACCUCCGCGCGCUCCCAGUCCGCGUCCUCUGUGCCUCACCUGCGUCAGGUGCACUGAUCUAUAAAUAGAACCUGGAUGUUGCAUCUGACUAAGCGGGCAGCUAAACUUUGAGGUCGUCAUGGAAACAGCGGUUACCAUGGAGGACCAGGCUGAUGUUGCCAUGGUGAACAGGAUGGAUGUCCAGGACCAGAUGGCUCCUCCAGACAAAGAGGUGAAGAUCUCCUCCCGUCAGCCCCGCCGCCGCGCCCUGGGGAGGCGGAGUCAGAGAGGAAAGAGGCGGGGCCCUGUGGAGAAAAGGCGGGGCCCCACAGAGAAUAGGCGGGGCCAGAAGCAGAAGAGGUGGGGCCAGGAAGAGGAGAAGGAGGGCGUGACGGUGAAGAGGACAUGGAGCGGAGGGAAGCGGCGCUGGGAUAAGAAGCAGUACUGUGUGUUCUGUCGCCGGCCGCAAGUGAAGAUCGCCAGACACCUGCUCAGGAAGCACGCCGACGAACUGGAAGUGGUCGCUGCCAGCGCCCUGCCCACAGGCUCCAAACAGCGCCACCUGCUGCUGGAACACCUGCGCUGUAGAGGCAACUACCUGCACAACAUCGAGGUGAUCAGACAGGGCAGUGGGGAGAUCGUCCCGUGGCGUCAGCCCUCAGAGGACGUGGAUGCCAGGAACUACCUGCCCUGUCCUCUGUGUCUGGGGUUCUUCCUGAGGGCCGACCUGUGGAAGCACCAGGUGUCCUGUAGGAAGAAGCUGUCCAUCGACCCGUUCAGAGAUCCGUCCACAGAGACGUCCAGAGACCCUUCCAUCGACCCGUCCACAGAGACGUCCAGAGACCCUUCCAUUGACCCGUCCACAGAGACGUCCUCUGACCCGGCCACAGGUAUGUCAGAGGACACGCCCCCUGAGCCCUCAGACGUGCCCACCACGGAGCAGACUAGUGGUUCUGAUGGAGGGUCCAAACGUCCCGGGACCUCUGACUCCGGAGAGGACCAGAACCCGUCCUCUGAACCGGCAGCCUCUAGGCCCAGGAAGAGGACCAGAGUCCAGGCAGCAGCGUCCCGCCUCCUCCCCAUCUCUAGUGGAGCUUCAGAGAGCUGCAGUGAGAUCCUGCACCGCAUGAACCAGGACAACGUGUCCCACCAGGCGAAGUCUGAUUGGCUGAUCUGUAAGUACGGUAACAAGCUGAUGGGGAACCAGGAUGGCCUCCAGAGGAGGUACGACUACGUGAGCCAGAAGCUGAGGGAACUGGGUCGGCUGCUGCUGGCCGCCAAGUCCCUGGACUCUGAGGUCCAGAAUCUCCAGGACCUUCUGGCCCCGGGCCGCCUCAGCCUGGCGCUGGCGGCCUCCAGGAAGGCGGCCGGGUACCGGUGGAGCCGUCCUCCUCUGGCGGUGAAGACCACGCUGAAGACGGUGUGUGAGAUCGCCAUCGGAGAGAAUCUGCAGGACGGAGACUGGGAGGCAGCGGCCAGGACCACCGACUUCUACUACAUGCUGGACAGGGAGUGGGACAACCUGGGGCUGCAGAACCCCGGCCCAGACCCAGCUGCUCCAGAGGGAGGAACCAAGCUGAAGAAACGUCUGGUCCAGACCACCACCCAGAAGGACCUCAGACCAGAAGGCCUGUCCAAGCCCACACAGGGGACCUCCCUGGUUCCACCUAAGUCCAGACUGCAGACCCCCGUCACAGGUCCUGUAGCCCCUAGGAAGGUCCAGCGCCGCCCCUGGUCUUCUGCAGAGAAGGAGGCGAUCUGGAGACAGCUGGCGGUAAACGUUCUGGUCCAGACAGUACCGGGGAAGGAGGUCUGUCUGCGCUGUCUGGACCUGGAGCCGGUCCUCAGGGGUCGACACUGGAAGGACAUCAAGAACCAGGUCCACAACCAGAUCCAGAGCCAGAAGAAGCAGCAGUUCAACGCCCAGAUGGACCUGGAGGAGAACCAGGAGCACCAAGACCAAAUCCAGAACCAGAACCAGAAGAAGCAGAAGAAGCAGAAGGCUCUGAUGGACCUGCAGGACAAGGACCACAUCCAGAACCAGAAGAAACCCCAGUACCAACCUCAGAUGGACCUACAUGACCAGGACAACCCUCAGAACCAUAAGAGACCACAGUACCAACCUCAGAUGGACCCACGUGACCAGGACAACCCUCAGAACCAGAAGAGACCACAGUACCAGCUCCAGAUGAACCACCAGGCUCAGGAUAGCAUCCAGAACCAGAAGAAGCUGGAUGACCACGCCCACCUGGACCACCAGGACCACCUCCACGUCCACAAGAAGCAGCUGUGCCACAGCAGACUGGACCACCAGGACCAUGGCCCGGUCCACAAGAAGCAGCUGUACCAGAUGGACCAGCAGACCCUGCAGACGUUGGACCGGGACCCCUCCAUCCUCACGGUGGCCCCUUACGGACCCGACGGACACCGAGGACCCGGACAUCCGUUACUGGACCGGGAGCCCUCCAUCAGCCCCUACCCCCUGCUGCACCGGGCCCCAGGACCCCACAUGGACCAGCUGCUGUCCAGAACAGACUGGACCGAGGAGGCCCUGGCCCAGAACUACCCGCUCAGCAGACCGCUGGGUCGGAACCUGCUGCAGGACGUCCCUCCUGGAGGACCACCACCGGACCCACACUCUGGACACGUCCACUUCUGAGGAACCAAGGAGCGGUUCUGAUGGACUUUACUGACUGACAAGGCCCGGUUCUGAUGGACUUUACUGACUGACAAGGAGCGGUUCUGAUGGACUUUACUGACAGCCAAGGCCCGGUUCUGAUGGACAUGUCCACAUGAAGACAUUGAGGACAGACGGGCCCUCUAACCGGACCCUGAGCUCACUGACUGUCAGAACUUCUGCUUUUUGAAGGAGAUGUGAGAACAUGCUGAAGGAACAGGACCACCUGACCUGGUACUGCAGGUCGGCUCUGGUUCUGCUCCGAGGACCAGUUCCUGAACCAGCAUGGGGGUUCUGUUCAGGAGGUGGAAUAAAUCCAGGUUCUGGUGUCAGAACUAUGCAGAGCAGAGGCACAGUUUAUUUACUGUCUGAUCUGGCACAGUCCAAGGGAGGACAAACCAGAACCUCUGAGCUGGACCCUACAAGUUCUGACAGGUCCAGAACCUCUGAGGUGGACCCUCCAGGUUCUGACAGGUCCAGAACCUCUGAGGUGGACCCUCCAGGUAACGUGUGUUCCGUCUUAGUUGUGUGUGUUUCCAUAACUUUAAAAGUCGGACUCUUUAACGGCUCAGUGGGUAGAGUGGCCGUCUACCCGUCGAGUUCAUGUCGAGGUGUCCCUGAGUAAGACACCGAACCCCGAAUUGCUCCUGGUGGGUCGUGGUUAGCGCCUUGCAUGGCAGCUUCUGCCAUCAGUGUGUGAAUGUGACGUAUCAUGUAAAGCGCUUUGGAUAAAAGCGUUAUAUAAAUACAACCAUUUACCAUUUUUAACCAACCACGUUCAGUGUUAUUGCUGUUGUCAUGGUAACCGUCAGCUGUGUGUCCUGUCAGCUGUUCACCAGUAGAUGGCAGCGUGUCCUCUGGAAUGAACUGUUGAGGUUUUUAAGGGAAUAAAAACGUUUUUACA